Messenger RNA from Cicer arietinum (chickpea), 2093 nucleotides. RefSeq lists its product as uncharacterized. NCBI's taxonomy places the organism in Eukaryota, Viridiplantae, Streptophyta, Magnoliopsida, Fabales, Fabaceae. The record is from RefSeq and is a predicted model, not a curated record.
UCUCGUGUUGUCUAUGUUAUGUUAUGAAGUCGGGUCUCUGUAUUUUCCUCUUCGUCGGGGUUCUUUCCAGUUUUCAGAGCCUAUUAACUUUUCCUCUCUUCUAUGUCGUGAUUCUCACCUCUAAAUUCCGGAUUUUGUUCCCUAAAAGCUCCUUUUUUUCAGCUUCUGAGUGACCAAUUUUUCGCAGAUUUCCACCAGAUAAGUAGCUUUAACUUCCUUUAUUAUUCACAAACCUUACAAGGUUUUCAUUUCUGUUUUAUUUUAUUUUAUUGAUCCUUUGAUUAUUUUCCUUUAAUUUGCUUCUGGGUUUUGUUUUUUGAACCUUACCCUCUGUUGUCAUGUGAAAGCUAGUUCCUUUUUUUUAUUUUUUAUUUUUUUUUAAUUCCUGGAUUUGAGGUGUUAUAUUGGUUUAUUAGAAAUGAUGUUUUUUUUAUUGUUAGAUUAGGUGAAGAAAUAAUUGAGGGUUUGAAAAUAGGAUUUGAUAUGUAAAGGGUUUAUUGGUUUUGAUUUUGGUUGUUGAUUUUUGAGAACAAUGGAUGGGAAUUUGUCACAAGGUGGAAUACUUCAAAGUGGGGUUGGGAAUUCUUUUGGUGGUUUUGAUUUGCCUGGAUCAAUUCAGGUUCAUCAUCAAGCACAUCAUCCUCACACCAUUCACCAACAUCAAGUUCAUCCGAAUCGAGGGUCUUCGCUACAUUCAUCAGAUCAUGAUGGUUUUCCACUCACAAUGGGAACUUUACAGAAUUGUGAUCAAAACAUUUCAAUGGGAGAUAGAAGCAAAAACUCGACGAGUGAGGAUGAUGAGCCUAGUUUUAAUGAGGAUGGUUUUGAUGGUCAACAUGAAUUGGGGAGAGGUAAAAAGGGAUUGUCGUCGCCUUGGCAGAGGGUGAAGUGGACUGAUAAGAUGGUGAGGCUUAUGAUAACAGCGGUUUCUUAUAUAGGCGAGGAUAUAACUUCUGAUGGUGGUGGUGGUGGCAGUGGAAGAAAGAGAUUCGCGGUUUUACAGAAGAAGGGUAAAUGGAAAUCUGUAUCAAAGGUUAUGGCUGAAAGAGGUUGUCAUGUUUCUCCUCAGCAAUGUGAGGAUAAGUUCAAUGAUCUUAAUAAAAGGUAUAAAAAACUUAAUGAUAUGUUAGGGAGAGGAACUUCUUGUCAAGUUGUUGAAAAUCCCGGACUUUUGGAUUUAAUAGAUUAUCUUUCCGAGAAAGAAAAGGAUGACGUUCGAAAAAUAUUAAGCUCAAAACACUUGUUUUAUGAAGAGAUGUGUUCUUAUCAUAAUGGUAAUAGGUUGCAUUUGCCGCAUGAUCCUGCAUUGCAAUGUUCGAUGCAAUUAGCUAUUAGAAAUAGAGAUGAUCAUGAUAACGAUGAUAUUAGAAGGUUUCAUCUUGAUGGUCACGACGAAGAUGAGCAAGAUGUAGAAAUUGAUGAACAUGAUGAUUUUAAAGAAACUUGUGCUUCCCGUAGUCAUAGCCGAGGAAUAUUUGGACAGUUAAGUGGAUCUACGAAGAAAUUGAAACAGAUCCAAGGUCAAGAAGAUGCUAAUGCUUUUGGUAAUUCAUUGAAUUGUCAAGAUUACAACAAAGGUUCAUAUCCGCGUGGACAAAUGGUCCAUUCUGAUGUUAAUCAAGCUUUACCUGAAAGCACGAGAACAGCGUGGUUACAGAAGCAAUGGCUCGACUCUCGCCAAUUUCAGUUGGAAGAGCAAAAGCUACAAAUUCAGGUUGAGAUGUUGGAAUUAGAGAAGCAGAGAUUCAAGUGGCAGAGAUUUAGUAAGAAAAAGGACCGGGAGUUGGAGAAGCUGAGUCUAGAAAACGAAAGAAUGAAGAUUGAAAACGAACGUAUGGCUUUAGAACUGAAGCGAAAGGAAAUGAAUAUUGGCUUUAAGUAGUUCGGCAAUCUUGCAAACUUUGUGUCGGCCUUACAUCUAUGGCGCUCCAUCCUUUUUUUGGUGUCUCUGGUAAGAUGUAAUCUAUUUAGUUGAAAGAAUGGAUAUUUGUCCUUUGAUUGGGAAACUUUGGAAGUCAUUAAUCUUCCCUCAUGCUUGUACCAUUUGAGUAUGCCAUAUAGUAAUAGUUUUGCUCAAUGAUUGCUUUACUGAA